Molecule: messenger RNA, 2574 nt
Organism: Brassica rapa (field mustard)
Lineage: Eukaryota; Viridiplantae; Streptophyta; Magnoliopsida; Brassicales; Brassicaceae
Molecular function (GO): lipid binding
Source: RefSeq, a predicted model, not a curated record
CGUGUUGGUUGAGAGUUUGUGUGGGCUUCUAUCUAGGAGUAAGUGGGCGCUGAAUGUGUCGCAUCCGUAUCCGAAGGGUGUGUGGACCGAGUAGAGUUCCCUCCUGUCGGGUUAUGAAGUCGCGGGAUUUUGGUUCUGUGGACGUUAUCGUUGGCGGGCGUAAGCAGCAGCGAUAAGUCGUAGUGCACUGGGUGUAGGAGGUGGAUAUUGUCGCGUGGCGGGCUAUAGGCAGCAGCGAAAAUUCCCGAUCAUUGGUCACUAUUUGGAUUUAAAUUUGCUUAUUUAACUUGAUAAAUCGUUAUGUUUUAAGUUGGCAUGUUUGUUUGUUGCCGUAAAUUAUCCUGGAGUGGAUUCUAGUUGCCUUCUUUAUGUGGGCUUUUGUGUCUGGGGAUUGCUCUUUCAUUUGCCGGUUUUUGUAUCGGAUUGUGUGUGUUUCUUUGAAAUAAAAUGGUACUCUUCACGUGAAAAAAAAAACCUGAUGAGCUUUCUACUGACUUUUUGUAUUUUUUUUUUUAACACGAGCUUUCUACUGACUAAGAGCAUCUCCAACCCAAAACAAUAUUAUAGUGUCAAGAUUACACCAUUUUAGUGUGAUUUCAACACUAAAACUUUUUUCAUCUCCAACCCAACUCCAAAACACUAUUUUAGUGUGAUUUUUACACUAAACAUCUCCAACCUAACACUAAAAGUUACACAACACUAUAAUUUCACACUAAAUUUGGUGUAGGAUUAUAGUGUUGCACUAAAAUAAUGUAAUUUUUAGUGUUGGGUUGGAGAGAUUACACUAAAAUAAUGUUUUGGAGCUGGGUAGGAGAUGGGUUAAGCACCGGCCCAGCGUGUUGACAAAACGUGUUUCACAAUGUCAAUAAUUGAGAUUUGACUGAGGAUAUUAUUUCUUUCUCGGGUAACGAACAAGAAUUGUUGACGCGUGGGAAGUGUAUUUGUCAUCUCUCACACUGCUGUUUCUUAUCGUUCUGUCACCCGCCAACGUCUUGUCGACACACCAAAACAAUCAAAAUUUUCUUCAUUUUAAUCAAAUAAAAAAUCACCAAACUUAAUAAAUUACUCAAAAGAAAAUUGCUUCUUCUUCGUCGUCUUCGAUUCUCAUGAAAUUCGAAUAAUAUUGGUUUUCCUUGGGGAAACUAUCAUUUGUCUCAGGAAGAUUCUCCAAUCAAGAAACGCCAUGGAUGAGAUGUUAUCCGAUCUAAUGUAUUUCCUGAAGAAGCCCUCUCUUGCAGAGACAUUCGUCGACAUCAUACUCUGGACUGCGCCGCCUGGGUUCGGCGCGCGGCGGCUUUGGCUCGCUUUCACAGCCCUCUCGGCUGACACUAAAGCCAACAAAUCUACGAGUGGUUCAGCUUCAUCGCAGCAGACACCUGUAGAGGAGAGUCUUCAAAGUGAUGAAGUUUCCAGAGCUAGCGAGACGGUGAGAGAGCAGGAGAUUGUGACAGAGAAUGAUCAAGAGCAUUUGCUACAGCUGCUCGAAGUUGGAAAUGCGACCAGGGAAUGGCAAUCCAUGAUGGACAAGACUACUCCUAAUAUGACCUACCAGGCUUGGCGUCAUGAGCCUGAGACAGGUCCUGUUGUUUAUCGGAGUCGAACCAUUUUUGAGGAUGCAAGUCCAGAUAUUGUUAGGGAUUUCUUCUGGGAUGAUGAGUUUCGACCUAAAUGGGAUUUCAUGCUUGCCAACUUCAAAACUUUGGACGACGACACUCGCACAGGAACUAUGAUUGUUCACUGGCGAAAAAAGUUUCCCUUUUUCUGUAGUGACCGAGAGUAUAUCAUUGGUCGUAGAAUAUGGGAGUCUGGAAAUAAGUAUUAUUGUGUGACAAAGGGAGUUCCUUAUCCAGCUCUACCCAAGCGUGAUAAGCCGAGGCGCGUUGAGCUUUAUUUCUCAAGUUGGGUUAUCAGAGCAGUUGAAUCCAGAAAAGGAGAUGGACAAUCAUCGGCUUGUGAAGUAUCUCUAGUCCAUUACGAAGACAUGGGAAUCCCAAAAGACGUAGCAAAGUUAGGCGUCCGUCAUGGCAUGUGGGGAGCAGUCAAGAAGCUAAACUCCGGUUUACGAGCCUACCAAACCGCCAGAAAAUCAGACUCUAGUCUAUCUCGGAUCGCUCAAAUGGCAAGGAUCACCACAGUACUGAACAUGGAUUCUACAGAAUCAUCCACAGAAGAUGAAGACAGAAGCAGAGCAAUGGGCUAUGCAAGGAGACAGCGGGACAAUUUGAGAAUGGACUGGAAAUGGGUAGUUGUAGGAGGUGUCGCCUUGGCUUGUGGCCUGCACACUGGGGUCAUUGGUAAGGCUUUACUGGCCGGCGCUGGGCAGAGACUUGCUCGUAGGUGAAAAACCUCGGUCGUAUUCUUAUUAUCUUCCCUUGACAGAAAAAAGAGAAACGUUUACAUAUAACCAAGGCAGAUGUAUUUUUCUUUCCGAUGAGAAAGAGAAUGUGGUUUUGAUGGUGAACCAUGUAUAGUAGUAGCAUUAAGCUGCGGAUUCUAAAUUGUUUGAGACCUAUCUUACUACAAUGGAGAGUUAGAUAUGCAUGUAUCUUCCAAAUAAUAUAAAUCUACAAAGCU